Messenger RNA from Suillus bovinus, 981 nucleotides. RefSeq lists its product as uncharacterized. NCBI's taxonomy places the organism in Eukaryota, Fungi, Basidiomycota, Agaricomycetes, Boletales, Suillaceae. The record is from RefSeq and is a predicted model, not a curated record. Bases 1 to 981 code for a protein of 326 amino acids. The transcript has 8 exons.
AUGAACUCCCCUGCUACAGUUAGAUUCAAUGACCCUCCGGUCACUGAAUAUAACUCAAUGGAUGUGGAUGAAUCAACUGUGUCCCGGAUGUCAACAGAUCAAUUAAAUCUUGGGCCGGCUGAUGACCCAGAAUCAUGUUCUGUGUCAUCCAAUGGUCCGGAGGUCUUUUCUUCAAUUUCCAAUCAUUCACCUCCGGCUCAAUGUGAUCAACCAGGCCUCCCAGUUCACCCGGACCUAUACCUCGGGCCUGAGGAUGACCUGAUGGCUGGGAUGCAUGAUCAGUCACAUCCGGCCCAACCUGAUAUGCUGGGUCUAGCCAUCCACCCAGAUCUCUACCUCAGGCCUGAUGAAGAUAUUAUGACUGAGAUCCCGGAUCCAUCACCUCUGGCCCAACCUUAUCACCCGGAUGUACCCAUCCACCCUGACCUGUACCUCGGGCCUGAUGAAGAUUUUAUGCCAGAAUUCCCUGAUAAAUCUCUUCCAGCCCAACCUGAUCAACCGGGUUCCCUCAUUCACCCAGACAUGUACUUAGGCCCUGAAGAUGAUCUGAUCGACUGUGAGGUGAAGCUGGAGCGUGCUGAUUCGGAUAGUGAGGUCUCAGGUGCGCUGGUAGUCUCCAGGGCAUCAAUUGCAAAAUCUCCUGAACAUGAUUUGCCACACCCGGAUGUCACUUAUGAAGAAUUGCUUGCCAUGGUCCGGGAUCUCCAGCCAUUUGAGUCUUACAAUCACAUGGGCAUUCAAUCCAUUCAAGAUCGGGUCCGGGAUUACAAACAGCGACACGGACAUAUUCCUGACCCAUCCAUCCAACAACUACUGGAGGCUGAGAGACCAUUCCGAACUGCCUGGGCAGAAACAUCUGACAAACUCAGAAGAGCUAAUGAAGACCUCCGGAGGCUGCAACGAGCUGAACAUUUGACUUCCAAAAUGCUCAAGGUAUUAGAUUCCCUCAUUCUUAGGUUUGAAGAUCAAAUUCAAAUGUAA